This is a messenger RNA of Exaiptasia diaphana, 1589 nucleotides long. Its product is annotated as fibroblast growth factor receptor 2. Lineage: Eukaryota; Metazoa; Cnidaria; Anthozoa; Actiniaria; Aiptasiidae. Gene Ontology annotation, cellular component: signaling receptor complex. Gene Ontology annotation, biological process: cell surface receptor protein tyrosine kinase signaling pathway; positive regulation of kinase activity; protein phosphorylation. The record is from RefSeq and is a predicted model, not a curated record. Gene Ontology annotation, molecular function: ATP binding; transmembrane receptor protein tyrosine kinase activity.
UUCCAAAGCCUCCAAGUUUGGCGGAACAGCCACCGCGCCUCAUCAAUACAAGCGAGGGUCUGGACCUGAACAUUACGUGCAAAUCAUUUGAGCUUCCUCGACCAGUUAUCACGUGGUACAAAAAUGAUGAUCUGGUGAUACGUCACAACGUCAUGUCGUACAGAGGAGUGUCAACACUGAUGCUACGUUCGAUUGUCCCGGAUGACGAAGGGAGGUAUUGGUGCCAAGUGAACAGUUCCCUUGGGAAAGUGGCCUCAAGUGGAACUAGUGUUACAGUUUUCACGCCACCAAGAUUCCUCCAGGGUCCGUCCAACCAAAACGUCACAGUGGAAGAUAAGCUAACUCUGACGUGUCAGGCAUCAGGUUAUCCUCUUCCUUUGAUUGGCUGGAGGAGGAAUGGUGAAGAUUUGGGAACAGGAAUUUACGCUCCACUACCACGUGACUUAAAAGAAAAUAAYGUCGUACCGUUUGUAUCAGCAWCAUCAUCAUCAUCAUCAUCGUUUGAAUUCUCGACAUUCAAAUCAGCUUCAUCAUCAUCACCAGCAUCCAACAUCUCAACACUUCAAUUCUCACCAUCAGCGUCACCGUCAUCAUCAGUAACAGCAGAAUCAACACAAUUGUCAACUACAUCAUCACAAUCAUCAUUAUCAUCCUUAUCAUUAUCAUUACAGUCAUUGCAAAACACAAGCACACUUUCCACUAAAACAAGUCUAUCAUCCUCAACAUCGUCACUAUCAUCAUUAUCAUCAUCAUCAUUAUCACCAUCAUCACCAUCAUCAUUAUCAUCAUCAUCACUAUCAUCGUCACCAUCAUCAUUAUCAUCUGAGAACUCAAACAUUUCACAAACAAUCAACCUUUUUUCAAAAACACAACAGAUAUCACUUUCUCCGACUACCAAGCUCGAUAAACCGACAACAAUUUCUGAUACUCCGACGACAAUACCUAACACUGCUACGUUACCACUUGACACUGCGACGAUAAAACCCACAACCACGACAACAACGCCCGACAUCUCGUCGACAAUAAUUCCCAAACGACCGUUUAAUGGAUUAAUCAAGCAAGAUGGAUACAAGUCAACUUUGCACAUCAAGUCAACAGAGAUAACAGACCAAGCGAAAUAUCARUGUUACRCCAGCAAUGCACUCGGCAAUGUGAACUCUACUGUGGCGCUUGUUUUAGUYCGUAUUCAAGAGUCAAAAGAACYUCGUUUUGAUGUCCAUCCCAAGAACACUUCCGUUCAUUUAGAAACAAAGGUGACACUGAACUGCACCGCCACAGGGAUCCCAACUCCUAAAAUCACRUGGUACAAAGACAACAAGUUGGUCACGCCAGACGGUAGAGUGUCUAUAACAGUGGUCAAAGGAAUGAGCUCAUUGCUAAAGAUAUCGUCAGUGUCACGUCCCGAUCAGGGCCUGUAUCUUUGCAGAGCGACAAACAAGCUUGGGUCUGUUGAGUCUGCUGUAGCCUUUCUCUACGUCAUAGAUCUUCCAGGUGCGAGAGUGGGUCCGUCAAACACUAAGACCCAAGUAGUUUUAUGGUCGACGGUUGGUUCCCUUAUGUUCUUGGGCGUUGUCAUAGUGAUGAUAGCU